AUGUCUGAUGAUGGACUUUCGGAUCUCCUAGGUGAUGACCCAGAGGAGCAAUAUCACCCACCUGACAAAAUUAAGUCAGUCGAGGCAAUGAAGUUAGAGAUUACAAUGUGAGAAUUAUUAACCAAAAGCAAACAAUUAGACCCAGAAGAAGCGAAGCUGAAAAUUCAGACUUUGGAGCCACUGAUUGAAGUUGCUACGCAAGCUCUUAAACAAAAUAAGCUAGAAUAUGUAGACAACUUAAAAAUGGCCUGGAAAGAUCAUCAGGAAUGGCACAAAGCCUGAUCUGAGGACCAGAGCCUCGGGGAUGCUAAAUAAGAGCCAUCUUACUAGAAUCACUAAGCGGAUCGACAAGAUAAAGACAGAGCUUAAGACUUUCGGAGUUGAAGUUGAUGAUCUUUCGAGUAUUAAUGGAAGUAACCUUCUUGAUGAGAUUGAUACUGAAGAUAACAUUGGGGAAUAUCUCCAACCAAUUGAACCACAGUCUGAUGAUAAAGCCUCAGGUGAGGACCAGACUCAGGCGAGGCCUAAUAGAGAAGCACCUAAUUCCACACAAAGAAGAGCUACUUCUCAAAGAAGGCCUUCGUCGGUGUUGAUAAAUUAUGCCGAGCAAGAUCCUAAAAAGCUGAUGGAGGAUCGUCUCAAGGAAUAUCUGAAUGCGAUUGAAUAUUUGAGAAAGAACACUCUCUCUUCUGACCAAAGUGCGAUAUUGGCCAUCCUGGAGAGAGCUGAGAAGGUCAAGCAGCUUCAGGAAAAAGAUAAUAUGAAUGUUUUUGAGAUCCCUAAUCCUGUCACUCCAGACGAUCUAAUGGGCAUGAGCAUUCAGCAGAGAAUCAGAAAGUACCAAGUGAUUAUCAAUGUGGUCACAAAGACGAUACAAGCUCUUGAAGCUAUAGGAAAGAAGAACUUAAGAAUAAUGGAAGAGAAGAAAAGCACUUUCCCUAUUCCAGAAUGAAGAAACUCUGAAGAGAAGUUAGUUAAAGUAAAGCUCAAAAUCCCUGCAGAUUUCCAAAAUAUCAAUAAAUUUUACUACAAAUUCAAAUGGAUGGACGGCAAACAGAACCUGAAAAGGAUCAAAGCCAAGAAUAAAGGUGACAUAGCUGAAGCUGAAUAUUUGAUCGACAUAGGACAUCACAAGAACUUCGCUACAUUGAAAUGAGUUAUUAAAAUUAAGCAUCGACAGCUAUGCUUUGCAGAUAAAACUGUUCAUAAGUGGGAGGAAAAACUUUUCCCUUUGAGAAAUAAUGUAGAAAUGAAGAAAGCAUUUAAUUUUCAGAACCUUCGCUUCUUUGUGACAAUCUCUUCAGAUCUAAAAAUAGAAGAGGGUUCAAAUCAAGUUGAAAUGAUAAGUAUUUCCUAUACUCCACCUCCAUUCAAAGCACUACCGAGAAGACCUGUAGAAGAAUCAAAGAGAUCUUCUGAAGAAGCAAAAACAAAGCCUCGACAAAGAGGGAGAAACACCAAGCCAAAGCCCAAGCCCAAGAAAAGUGGCAUCCUGGUUCCUGAAGGGCUUCAAGCUGAUGAAAUAGAGAAUCCUGAUAUCAUCAAAAACCUAUGGAGUUGAUAUUACUGCAAAGUAAUGUGAGAAAAGCUCAAGAAAGCUCUAUCUGAAGCUAAAAGCGGAGCUAAUUUAGCCAUGAAAAAUACUUCAAUGAAGCUCAUCUAUUUCCAAAGCCAUUUAGACAACAUGCAAAAUGCCAUUAUGGAAGGCCAGGUUACUGAAGAACAGUACUUGGGAUUUCUGAGAAAAGGUAUUGCCCAUGACAAGAUCCUUUUGAAAUAUUUCCAAGACUCUUCUGCAACGGGAAAGGCUGACUUGGUAAAGCUCCGAAUCGAAUGCGCCCAAAAAGAACUCAACGGAGAAAUCCAAGGUGAUCAAGAGAGUGAUGAGGAAGAUGGGAGUCAAGAUGACACUGAUUUGAACCAUGAAUAA
Molecule: messenger RNA, 1930 nt
Organism: Moneuplotes crassus
Lineage: Eukaryota; Ciliophora; Spirotrichea; Euplotida; Euplotidae
Source: the annotation of a GenBank genome assembly